This is a messenger RNA of Blepharisma stoltei, 1928 nucleotides long. Lineage: Eukaryota; Ciliophora; Heterotrichea; Heterotrichida; Blepharismidae. The record is from the annotation of a GenBank genome assembly.
AUGUAUCCUUUGAAAUCCAAAUUUAGAUAUUCUAAAAUGGAAACAUCAUCUGAAGAAUUUAUCGAAGAUUAUUAUCAGGACUUCAUCAGAGAAAUUGUAUUUCCAACCACAGGCGCUGCAUGUUUUCCUCCAGACUUUUUGGUAGCGAGACAUCCUCUACGCUAUUUUUUCUCAAAAUUUUCCCUCUUGAUACAUUUGAUCAAAAUUUACUUUCGACUAAAAAGUUUUGGAGCAAAUUUCUGACUACCAAAAAAGCCCAAUCAAAUAGCAUGGGACCGCGCUGCAUAUAUCUGAGUUGUUAGUUUUAAUAGAUGGCUUCCUGGAAUUGGUCUUCCAAAAAAAGCAAUAUUGAAAGGACUAAUAAACGCAAGUGAUUAUGAAUUUCAAAGAGAAGUUCAAUUGCUAAAAGAAGCAAGCCAAAAAACUAGAGCAAUUGUGAAAUAUUACUAUCAUAUUAGAAAUAACAUCAACAGAUGAAUUUUUAUGGAAUACUGUGAAAAAGGAUCAUUAACUAAUUUCAUUGAGAAACAAAGAGAAAAAGGAACACAUUUUACAUAUUCUUAUAUUGUUUGGGAAUUUUACUGAAUAGCUGAGGCGCUGGCUUGGCUUCACAACUCAAAAAUGUAUCAUAGAGAUAUAAAGCCAGACAAUAUUUUUGUAUCUGAUGUCGAAAUAUUAAAGCUUGGAGACUUUGGUGCUUCCAGAUAUGAGUCCUUUAGCACAAGAAGCUCGAAUACAGUCAUCGGAACAGAGUUUUAUAUGUCUCCUAAUCUUCUUGACAAGUUUGGGCUAGGCAAGACUGAAACAAAAAGCAUUAACCCUCUAAAGGAUGAUGUGUGAGCGUUAGGAAAGACUAUGCUUGAGACCAUAGCUCUCCAACCUGGCAUAGAUUUCCGCUGAAAGCAAGAAUCAGAUAUUAUGGCUUCUAUAAAUGAAAAUUAUGAGAAGGUAAUACCCUUAGAUUAUAGCACGAGCACAGCUUUAGCUCGACCUAGACUUCCCCCCAUCUUUCAGAUGGCUUCAUUUUAGGUAAAACUGUCUAAUCCAUAAUGAUGGACUUUUCUGUUUCAUUUAAGUGAAACCUUCAGGAGAGUGGGUAUCAAGGUCAAGCCAUAGCUGUUCGCAAAGUAUACCAACCACAGCUGAAAAAUUUAAUAAGAUUAAUGAUGGGAUACGAUGAAAGCAGUAGGAUAGACAUGCAAAAUGUCGCACAUGAAUUAUACAAAAUAAUUCAGUCCUUGAGAAUUGACUCAUUUCAAACUUUAGCACAUGAUGCGCCAAUUGUUAUUUUAUCACCUAGAGAUUGUCAAAAGUGAGGAGAGAAUAAAGUAGAAUCAAGUGAAACUACUCUUGAAAAUUAUUCUAAUUGAUCCCUAGGUGAAAAUAAUAUUGAGGAUUGAUCUCAAACUUCUAUUUCAAAUGCGCCAAUAACAGAAGAAAGCGAGUUAGAACCCUAUAAAAAUUGUGUAUUUUGCAACAAUUUUAUAGGUAAGAUCUAUUUUGAGUUGGAAUGCAAGCAUAUAUAUCAUAAAGAAUGUAUGAAAAAACAUAUUGAAUGCAUAGUUGUUACUGAAAAGAAUUAUAGGAAUUUAUUAUGUGCUGUAUGCCCGACAGUCCUAGAUUUGAAAAGAAUAAUUCAUGCAGAUUUAGGGUUAUCGCAAGUCUGUGUUUUGCAGAUCUUUAAACUUACCUGGCGAGGUGAUAACACUGUAUGCCCAAGUUGCAAGGAAAAAUCAAAAAACUCGAUAUUAAGUAGCGAGUUAAGUCCUCAUUUUAUUCGCUGCGAGAAUUGCCAGCAAAAAUUUUGUUCCUUUUGCCGAGGGUACCAGCAUAAAAAAUGUUAUACAUUUGAUGCUUAUUUAGAAACAUAUCUUUCAAUUUAUGAAGGAAGAAAUAGGUUCUUUGAUUUAAGUGAUGCCUUUAAAUAA